This is a messenger RNA of Phoenix dactylifera (date palm), 2889 nucleotides long. RefSeq names its product dynamin-related protein 3A-like. NCBI's taxonomy places the organism in Eukaryota, Viridiplantae, Streptophyta, Magnoliopsida, Arecales, Arecaceae. Gene Ontology annotation, cellular component: membrane; cytoplasm; microtubule. The record is from RefSeq and is a predicted model, not a curated record. Gene Ontology annotation, molecular function: GTP binding; microtubule binding; GTPase activity.
CCUCUCUCUAUUCGACCUCUUGGCCGCUCUCCUCUCGACUCCUCUUCGCCCUCGCUGAAACGUAUCAGGGUUUCUGGGAGUAGACCCUCAUUCGUUCCGCCCCAACGCUCGAUUUUCGUUGUUCGGAGGAGGAGGAUACGAUGGCAGAGGACGCGGUGACGCCCAGCCCAUCGCCCGCGGCGGCGGCGGCCGCGGGGACGAUCGGGAGCUCGGUGAUCCCGAUCGUGAACAAGCUCCAAGACAUCUUCGCCCAGCUUGGCAGCUCCUCGACCAUCGAUCUGCCUCAGGUGUCUGUGAUCGGGAGCCAAAGCAGCGGGAAGUCGAGCGUGCUCGAGGCGCUCGUCGGCCGGGAUUUUCUACCGCGGGGGUCGGAUAUUUGUACUAGGAGGCCGCUCGUGCUCCAGCUCGUGCACUGCCCCCGGCGUCCGGAGGCGGCGGAGGGGGCAGAAGAGUGGGGGGAGUUCCUCCACUUGCCCGGGAAGAGGUUCUGCGACUUCUCAGAAAUACGGCGCGAGAUCAAGGCUGAAACAGAUAGGGAAGCAGGAGGGAACAAGGGAGUUUCUGACAAACAAAUUCGCUUGAAGAUUUUUUCACCAAAUGUUUUGAAUAUUACUUUGGUCGAUUUGCCUGGAAUAACUAAAGUGCCGGUUGGUGACCAGCCAAGUGACAUUGAGGCAAGAAUUAGAACUAUGAUCCUGUCAUACAUCAAACACAGGACUUGCAUAAUAUUAGCAGUCUCACCAGCGAAUGCAGAUUUAGCAAAUUCUGAUGCACUUCAGAUGGCUAGGAUUGCUGAUCCAGAUGGUUCUCGGACUAUUGGUGUCAUCACGAAGUUAGAUAUAAUGGAUAGAGGUACCGAUGCCCGCAACUUUUUAUUGGGAAAUGUGAUCCCCCUCAAACUUGGAUAUGUUGGUGUUGUGAACCGUAGUCAACAGGAUAUUAACUUUAACCGUAGUAUCAAGGAUGCAUUGGCCUUUGAAGAGAACUUCUUCCGCAAUCAGCCUGCAUAUCAUGGUCUUUCUCACUGCUGCGGGGUUCCUCAGUUAGCCAAGAAACUGAAUCAGAUUUUAGUACAACAUAUCAGGGCUGUCCUUCCAGGACUGAAAUCUCGCAUAAAUGCUCAAUUGGUGGUUGUAGCAAAGGAGCAUGCUGCUUAUGGUGAUGUUGCAGAGUCAAAGGCUGGUCAGGGAAUCAAACUCUUGAACAUUCUUACAAAAUAUUGUGAAGCUUUUUCAUCAAUGGUGGAAGGAAAAAAUGAGGAAUUGUCCACAGCGGAGCUUUCUGGUGGAGCACGAAUACACUAUAUUUUCCAGUCCAUCUUCGUGAAGAGUUUGGAGGAAGUUGAUCCUUGUGAAGCCAUAACAGAUGAAGAUAUCCGCAUGGCUAUUCAAAAUGCAACUGGUCCUAAAAGUGCUUUGUUUGUACCAGAGGUGCCAUUUGAGGUUCUCGUACGAAGGCAAAUAGGCCGCUUGUUAGAUCCAAGCCUUCAGUGUGCAAAAUUUAUAUAUGAUGAAUUAAUUAAGAUGAGCCACCGUUCCUUAGCUAGUGAGCUUCAGCAGUUUCCUGUCCUUCGAAAGUGCAUGGAUGAGGUAAUCGGGAAUUUCUUAAGAGAGGGCCUUCAGCCUGCAGAGACGAUGAUAACCCACAUUAUUGAAAUGGAGAUGGAUUAUAUAAACACUUCACAUCCAAAUUUUAUCGGUGGCAGUAAGGCUGUAGAGAUUGCACAGCAGCAAGUUAAAUCUUCAAGGUUAUCAGCAUCAGUGCCGAGAUCUAAGGAUGGAAUAGAUUCUGAUAAGCUACAAGCAUCUGAAAAGAGUCUGAAAUCUCGAGCUAUCCUUGCCAGAUCUGCUGCAAAUGGAGCUAUUUCUGAUGCCCUUCAGGGAGUUCGACCUUCUGGGGAUUCUGAAAGGCCAGGUUCAUCUGGAGGUACAACUGGAUCAAGCUGGGGCUUUUCAUCAAUUUUUGGUUCUAGUGAGGAUCGUGCAUCUGGAAAAGACAGUUCAUUGAACAAGUCUUACAAUACACCUGCUUACACUGUUGAACAUUCCCUCACUAUGAUCCAGUUAAGGGAGCCACCAGUCAUCCUAAAGCCCUCAGAGAAUCAGACAGAUCAGGAGGCUUUGGAGAUAGCUAUCACAAAAUUGUUAUUGAAGUCGUAUUAUGAUAUUGUAAGAAAAAGUAUCGAGGACUCUGUGCCAAAGGCAAUUAUGCACUUCCUGGUUAAUCAUACAAAGCGGGAGCUGCAUAAUGUUUUUAUUAGAAAACUUUACAGAGAAAAUCUCUUCGAAGACAUGUUAAGAGAACCCGAUGACAUAGCUGCUAAAAGGAAACGGAUCCGGGAGACACUCAAAGUUUUGCAGCAAGCUUACAGGACAUUGGACGAGAUACCACUUGAAGCUGAAACUGUUGAGAAGGGUUAUAUUCUAGACACUGAUGGAACUGGUCUGCCAAAGAUCCAUGGGCUUCCUUCAUCGUUCUAUACUAAUAAUGACUACAGCGCGUCGUAUGCUGCUUCUCCCAAGAAUCCCCGAUCCAGGAAGAUAGCUUAUUCAGGAGAGCAACCAUCAUCAUUGUAUUCAAAUUCUGAUGCCAAUGGAUUGGGAUCCUAUCCAAGAAUUGAUGCAUGAGUUGUUGGAUCUAUUGAAAUUCUAUACUGAAGUUUAGUGGUGCAUUAAAGCAUGCACUAAGUUGGUUUUGCUUCCUCAAGGUAAUAUCUAAAGUUUUGUUAUUCUUUAGUGCUGGCUCGUUUCCAGUGAGAGCAGUGCACAUUAGAUAUUUGCUUGAUGUAUAGUAAAUAUAUUCAUUUAUUUUCAUCAAAUUUGUUAAAAAGUUCACCAAUGAGAAGUAACAUGGCUGUUUCCUUUAUGAUUUGAGAAGAGUUUCUUUUUU